ACACACACGCACUCGCAUUAGCAAUCGAAUAUCUAAUCGGUGCACACGCUUCGGUACAUUCUUCACAUACCAGCUUACAUUCAUCAUGGCUCCAACAGGUCAAGUUGCCAAGAAAGGUUCCAAGAAAGCAGUCAAGGCCCCCCGGCCCAGCGGUGGCAAGAAGAGGCACAGGAAAAGGAAGGAGAGCUACGGAAUCUACAUCUACAAAGUCCUUAAGCAGGUUCACCCUGAUACCGGAAUUUCUAGCCGGGCCAUGACGAUCAUGAACAGCUUCGUCAACGACAUCUUCGAGCGAAUUGCCGGCGAAUCUUCUCGGCUGGCCCAGUACAACAAGAAAUCUACCAUCAGCAGUCGUGAGAUACAGACCGCCGUGCGCCUUCUUCUUCCAGGGGAGCUUGCUAAGCACGCCGUGAGUGAGGGCACCAAAGCGGUGACGAAGUAUACCACAUCUAAAUAGAGGGAGUUCUACUCUUCAUGAACAAACAACGGCCCUUUUCAGGGCCACACAAAUAUUCAAGAAAGAAUGCAUUAUGUAGUAUGAUAAGUAGUAUGAAGGAAUAAAUGAACGGUCGAAUAAAUUAAACGAAUGAAGAUAAAUAAUAAUAGUUUAAAAAUAUUACAGAUGAAAAUGAAUCUGUUGUGAAAAUCAAGUAACAAGUAUGUGUGUACUGGGAAAGGUGCCGAUGAUAAGGAAUGAUCAUGAAUGAUUAUGCGUUUGAGAAUGCAUGCAUGCAUGCUAUAAAUUCAUACUGAAAAUGAAUACUGAAUGGGGGGGGGUGGUGCAAAGUCGCAAAUACGGGAUGCAAAAGCAAAUCCAAAUUAGCAUAUAAUUUGCGUAUGUUAUUGACAAGACGGGAGGGGGGUCUUGAUUUUUCAUUGACUCAUGAUGUCCCCGUUCCCUAGUUUCUAACAUGUUGUUACCUUCUCCAAAAAAGAGGAUAACAUCCAGAAUCGGUCGCCCCGUGAAUAUAGUUUACUAUUACCGUAGUGUAAUUCGUCACCCCUUUGGUGCCUUCACUCACGCACUGCCGUUGUGCACAGCGCCACCACCAUACCACGCUUCGCGCGUUAUGACAAUAGAGCAACACAACUGACCAAUCACGAGAGCUCUGCGGACGGUGCCGUUGGGUUUGGGAUCUCUCGGAGCUCUUAUAAAUAGCGGUCAUUUUUAAGAGGCAGUCACUCAUCUCGUCUUCUACGUUCGAUUCGCAGACUUACCAUCAGACAAGUAACCUACCAUGGCACGUACCAAGCAGACGGCUCGCAAAUCUACCGGAGGAAAGGCUCCCAGAAAGCAGUUGGCAACCAAGGCGGCCAGGAAGAGUGCCCCAGCCACAG
Messenger RNA from Lytechinus variegatus (green sea urchin), 1338 nucleotides. RefSeq names its product histone H2B.2, embryonic. Gene Ontology annotation, cellular component: nucleosome. The transcript has a single exon. The record is from RefSeq and is a predicted model, not a curated record. Gene Ontology annotation, biological process: nucleosome assembly. Gene Ontology annotation, molecular function: protein heterodimerization activity; structural constituent of chromatin; DNA binding. Lineage: Eukaryota; Metazoa; Echinodermata; Echinoidea; Temnopleuroida; Toxopneustidae. Bases 86 to 457 code for a protein of 123 amino acids.